CACAGAUCCACAUAUAUUUGUCCAUCUCUCUCUCUUUCCAACUCUACUAUUACUUGUUUCUUUUUUUCUCUCUCCAUAUAUAAAUAAAACCAAUUAUAUUGGACUUACUUACCUCCACUUGAAAUCCCCUUAAUACAUCUACUCUUAUCAACUCUAUAUGGCAUUUACAUCAACUACUUCCAACUGAAAGAAACAAUCACAAGUCCCACAAACAAAAAAUGAAAAUCUUGUUCACACUCUUCAUCUUUCUUUCUCUUUUCACAUUCUCAAAAUCAGAAUCCCCUUGCAAAAACAACACAGAUUUAGAUUUAUAUCUUGUUUCCAAGGCUUUCAGUUCUGUUUAUGGUUUCAACAUCUCUUGGUUCAACUCAAACUGUUCUUCUCCAAUAACUGAAAUAAACUUAUCUUCAAGAAACCUCACUGGCAUAGUUUCAUGGAAGUACUUAACAAAUUUGUCUCAUCUUCAUACUAUAGAUCUAUCAAAUAAUUCCUUAAAGGGUUCUGUUCAUCCUCUGUUUUGGUCCAUUUCAUCUUUGGUUCAAGUCAAUUUGUCAAAGAAUAAGCUAGGUGGGGCUGUUGCUGUAGCAAGAUCAUCAUCAUCUAUUCAAAGACUUGAUCUUUCUUUCAACAGGUUUACCAACUUAGGCUCUGUAUUUUAUGGUUUUCCUAAUCUUACUUCUCUUGACCUUUCACAUAAUGAUAUCAAGUCUUUACCUUUUUGGUUUACCAACCUAACUAAGCUUGAAAAUUUGAGCAUUUCUAGCUGUAACAUUUAUGGUAAUCCAGAACCCCUUUCACAUAUCAAGUCACUGAAGCAUUUAGAUGUUUCUGUCAACCAUAUGGAUGGUAAAUUUCCUAAUGAUUUUCCUCCUCUGUCUAGUCUCAAUUUCUUGAAUAUCUCAUUCAAUAACUUCACUGGGGAAAUACCCAAAGACCAGUUUGCUAAAUUUGGGAACUCUUCUUUCAUUCAUGCUGGGCACUUGCAAAUCAAGAAUCUCUUACCAAAUCCCAAGAAUUCCUCACAGUUACACAUUAAAAAUCAUAACUUUACUACCCCAACACACAAAAAAAUGUUGCCUUCGAGACACAAACCUAUCAAACCAAACACACACAAGAAAAGGCCCAAAUCAAGAAAGAAAGUUUUAACCAUAGCUAUUUCCUCUGCUUCAGCAUUUCUAAUCUUGGCCAUGGGGUUAGUCAUUUUGUGUCUAUACAAGAGGAGAAAAACAUUGGCUAGGAAGAACAAAUGGCUAAUUUCAAAGCCAAUACAAAUACCAUUUAGAAUGGACAAAUCAGGGCCAUUUUCAUUUGAAACAGAGUCAGGGAAUUCAUGGGUUGCUGACAUAAAAGAACCAAGUUCAGCAGCUGUAGUUAUGUUUGAGAAGCCAUUGAUGAACCUAACAUUCAAAGACCUCAUAGCAGCCACAACUCACUUUGGAAAAGAGUCAUUGUUAGCUGAAGGAAGGUGUGGGCCCGUUUACAGAGCCGUACUUCCAGGUGACCUCCACGUGGCAAUCAAGGUCUUGGAACAUGCUAGGGAACUAGCCCAUGAUGAUGCUAUUAUCUUGUUUGAACAACUCUCCAGGCUUAAGCAUCCUAAUCUGUUGCCUAUUUCUGGUUACUGCAUUGCAGGGAAAGAGAAGCUAGUCUUAUACGAAUUCAUAUCCAAUGGUGACCUCCACCGAUGGCUACACGAGCUUCCAACUGCUACCACCAACGUGGAAGAUUGGACAACCGACACGUGGGAGUUACAAAACGGUUCUCAAAUUACGUCACCCGGGAAAAUGGAAUGGCACACGCGCCACCGUAUUGCCGUUGGCGUAGCGCGUGGACUAGCCUACCUCCACCACGCGCAGUCGAAACCUGUGGUCCACGGUCAUUUGGUGCUAUCUAAUGUCUUACUAGCCGAUGACUUUGAGCCUCGGAUAGCCGAUUUUGGAUUGAGCCAAAACCAAGCCGAGGGAUCUAGUGAGACGGAUGUGUACGAUUUUGGAGUCGUAUUAGUAGAGCUAUUAACAGGGAAAAUCGGCUCGGAUGAGACGAUUAAAUGGGUGAGGAGGCUAGUGAAGGAUGGACUUGGAGCUGACGCGCUUGAUUCGAGACUAAGACUCGGUGGUGACUCAGUGAGUGAGAUGGUGGAGUGCCUCCGAGUUGGGUACUUGUGUACGGCGGAGACCCCAAAUAAACGGCCUAGAAUGCAACAAGUUUUAGGUUUGCUAAAAGACAUACAGCCCCACUACCAACUCGGGAAAACGCAAAAUUUAUAAUCUUUAGGUAAACCACUCUCACUCCAGCGCGUGAUUUACACGACGAGGAAGAUUGAUUGGCAGCAUUGCAUUAUUGUACUCCCAUGUGUUUGGUUGACCAUUGAAAAGUCAAAAGUACAAGGCAUCUAUUCCACUUCAUCAAUGGUAUUUAGUCACGUGCAGAUCACGUGAUGAAGUGCAGUGAGAGGAACAUGUUUGCUUGCUUGUCUCAUUUUAUUCUCUCUUUUUUUUUUUUUUUUUUGUAGUUUUGUAUAGUAUUAAAUUAGAAAAAUGAAAAAAAAUUGUGGGUAAAUCUUUUUUUUUUAUAUAUAAAUAUUUUAUUUAUUUAUUUAGGGGGUGUAUUUUGAAGUGGAGCAGAGAAGGCAGAGAAUCCCACUAAGGGGCUUCUAAGGGGCAUUAGAAUCACCAACUUCUUUAAUUUUCUUUUCUUUUACCAUCUUUAUUUUUUUCUCUUUAAUUUAAACUUUUCUUGUUUGUUUGUU
This is a messenger RNA of Solanum tuberosum (potato), 2749 nucleotides long. RefSeq names its product probable LRR receptor-like serine/threonine-protein kinase At2g24230. The coding region runs from base 219 to 2267 and encodes 682 amino acids. The record is from RefSeq and is a predicted model, not a curated record. The transcript is spliced from 2 exons. Lineage: Eukaryota; Viridiplantae; Streptophyta; Magnoliopsida; Solanales; Solanaceae. Gene Ontology annotation, biological process: protein phosphorylation. Gene Ontology annotation, molecular function: protein kinase activity; ATP binding; protein binding.